Messenger RNA from Ziziphus jujuba (common jujube), 1748 nucleotides. RefSeq lists its product as uncharacterized. The coding region runs from base 109 to 1434 and encodes 441 amino acids. The transcript is spliced from 12 exons. Gene Ontology annotation, biological process: negative regulation of translation; mRNA catabolic process. The record is from RefSeq and is a predicted model, not a curated record. NCBI's taxonomy places the organism in Eukaryota, Viridiplantae, Streptophyta, Magnoliopsida, Rosales, Rhamnaceae. Gene Ontology annotation, cellular component: CCR4-NOT complex.
GAGAUCUCUGCCUAUAAAUCUAAUUUGAAGGGAGAGGGGAGGAAGAAAGAGGUGUUGAGUUAGCGAAGCAGAGGCAGAGACCGAAGAGGGAAAGAGAAGAAGAGGAAGAUGAAUACGAAUCGGAAUAUGAUGGUGCUCAGCGCCGAUGAAUCCAAGACUCUCUUCUCACUCCUCAAAGCCAAUCAACGCCCACUCAUUGACAUCUUUUCAGACUUCAACUCCGCCUUCUCCCACUCUCAACGCCAAUUCAUUGCUUGCUUCUCCCUCUGCACGCUCUUACAGGACAAGAAGAUGCUUAAAUCCGCUCAACGGUUGAUUGCAUUCUCCAUUCUUCAUCAGGCAUAUUCUUCCCAGAAAUCUUCUGCAAAUCCGUUCAUAACUCUAAUCAUAACUGCUGCAUCUAAUGAUGAUGCUGAAAAAUAUGAGAGGGCAUUUCUUCUCCAGCUAUUAGGUUUUGAUGGCUCUAGUGAUGGAAAAGAGAUUCUUAAACAGUCUGCUGAAGAUUACAUCGAAAGUUUUGAUCCUUCACUACAUGCCUUCCCUCAACUAGAACAGUUGAAGCAGCAGUAUUGUGAUAAAGUUCAUCCAGAACCAUAUAAUUGUCCAUUUAAGGAUGGUUCAGUCAAAAAUGUAGUGCCAGAUCCUGAUGUGCCCCGUGGUUGUGAUCCUAACUCAUCAGAGCUUGAUCUGCAACAUGGAGCUAAACCUAAAAUUGGAACUGGAGAUAGAGAUGAGACUCUGAUUGCUCUGCUGUCAAGUUUGUCACUGGAAGGGUUAGGUCCACAGUGGAGCAGGCCUAUUCCACCAAGACUACCAGUUCAGGAUGGUGAACUUGUGUGGCUCAAUCCUGGUGACAAUCAUGACCUUCUAUGGGACUAUGGUAUGUGUGUUGAUACUAGCAGAGGGACAGCAGUAAGGGACUUAAUUACAAAAGCUUUGAAGGGACCACUAGCACCAGCACAACAAGAGCAAGUCUUGAGGGAGUUGGCUAAUGAUCCAAAACUUGUAUAUCAUUGUGGGCUGACACCAAGAAAGCUACCUGAAUUGGUGGAAAAUAAUCCCCUUAUUGCGGUUGAUGUUCUUACUAAGUUGAUAAAUUCCCCUGACAUUCCAGAUUAUUUUACAGUUCUUGUCAAUAUGGACAUGAGUCUUCAUUCAAUGGAAGUUGUCAAUAGGCUUACAACAGCAGUUGAACUUCCCUCUGAGUUCAUACGAAUGUACAUAACUAAUUGUAUAUCAUCAUGCGAGAACAUCAAGGACAAGUACAUGCAGAACAGACUUGUAAGGCUUGUAUGUGUUUUUUUGCAAAGCCUUAUCCGAAAUAACAUUAUUAAUGUCAAGGAUCUUUUCAUCGAAGUUCAAGCUUUCUGCAUUGAGUUCUCACGGAUUAGAGAAGCAGCUGCAUUGUUUAGGCUUCUAAAGUCCUUGGAAUGAAUGAACUUGUGUUUGAUGCUUGUCUCUUGGGAAAGGAAAUUAUGUUCUUCUUCUUCAGUUUUACCUGAUAUUCUUCUACCUGUACAUAUGAAAGUUUUAAUUUAGAGGCUAGAUGGUAGUAAGAGAUUGGAACCCAGGAAUUUGAGAGUUGGAAGUAUUUAUUUAACCAAAGUUUAAAAGAUUUUGAACAGAAUGCCAGAUCAGAUCAGAUGGGUGACCCAUUGCAAGGUGCAGUUGUAAUCUAUUUUGGUAGACACUGAGAAAGGGUAUUUAAACUUGAGUUCCUUUCAUAAAAAUAUUACUUUUGACUAGCA